AUGGUGGACAAGGUUCUCCGGAAGGUGUCCAUUUUCCUUAUCCUAAUUUUCAUUUUUGGAAGUCUUCUUUCUGGAGUAUUCUACAGGUGGCAAACAAAAAUGAUGAUUCCUAAGGAAGAUUGGCUGAUGAGUCAAGUCUAUCGCAGAGACAUACUGAACUCCACCUGCCUGAUGAACAACCUUUCUCAUUCACAAAGCAAACUGAAACAUAAUGUUGCAAACCAGAUCUUUGUGGAACAUAACCACAAGUUCAUCUACUGUGAGGUGCCCAAGGUGGGCUGCUCCAAUUGGAAGAAAAUCAUCCUUCUCCUCACAAUGAACCUGAGCAGAAAGGCUAAUGAAGUCCAACAGGACUUCAUCCACCGUACCCCACUGUUAAAGAGGCUGAGUUCUUACCCUUCUGACUACCAGGAUAAAUUGCUGACCAGUUACACCAAAGUGAUGUUCACCAGAGAUCCCCUGGAACGGUUGGUUUCAGCUUACAGAGACAAGCUUCUGCACUCUGAGCCAUACUAUAGUAUCACUGUGGCAAAUGAGAUCAAGGCCAUGUGCAGGAAAAACAAAAAUUCAACUGAAAAGGUGACUUUCCAGGAGUUUGUUAACUUUAUUCUGACAAAAAAACAAGAACAUCUGGAUAUUCACUGGCAACCAAUGUUUCUACUCUGUGAUCCUUGCAACAUUCACUAUGACAUCCUGGGGGAGUUUGAGACCUUGGGGCAAGAUUCUGAUCAUGUUCUCAGGAACAUUGGAGCCCCAGAGGAUCUGCACUACCCUAACUUUAAGACACAUAGCUCAGAGAAACGUACUAGUGGUGAUAUCACCCUGGAAUAUCUCAGAAAGCUGAGCUCAGAGCAAAUUGAAAAGAUCAAGAAGCUGUACCAGAUGGAUUUUGCCUUGUUUAACUAUCCUUAUGAUUUGAAAAUGAACCUUUAUGAGACUGAUACAGUAUGA
Mauremys reevesii (Reeves's turtle) is the source of this 951-nucleotide messenger RNA. RefSeq names its product carbohydrate sulfotransferase 9-like. Bases 1 to 951 code for a protein of 316 amino acids. Gene Ontology annotation, cellular component: membrane. Lineage: Eukaryota; Metazoa; Chordata; Testudines; Geoemydidae. The record is from RefSeq and is a predicted model, not a curated record. Gene Ontology annotation, molecular function: sulfotransferase activity. The transcript is spliced from 2 exons. Gene Ontology annotation, biological process: carbohydrate biosynthetic process; proteoglycan biosynthetic process.